Messenger RNA from Labeo rohita (rohu), 10864 nucleotides. It is a transcript of the gene lrp8, whose product is annotated as low density lipoprotein receptor-related protein 8, apolipoprotein e receptor. The record is from RefSeq and is a predicted model, not a curated record. Bases 115 to 3174 code for a protein of 1019 amino acids. NCBI's taxonomy places the organism in Eukaryota, Metazoa, Chordata, Actinopteri, Cypriniformes, Cyprinidae. The transcript is spliced from 19 exons. Gene Ontology annotation, molecular function: protein binding; calcium ion binding.
GCAGAGUGAAGCUUGUGGCGAGUCAGAGCGCAGGCUGCACGGAGAAGGGAGGUAGAGACUGUACAGCACGGCCUUUUUAUAUUUCGUAUGAGCACAAAGCCUUGAUUCGUGAAGAUGUGGACGGCUAUAGGGAAGCUGCUGCUUUUACAUAUGAUACUCGUGGGGUUUCUGCUGGUGAACGGAAAUAUACCGGACUGUGAAAGCGGUCAGUUUCAGUGCAGGAACGGCAGGUGUAUCCCGACUCCAUGGAGAUGCGAUGAUGAUGAUGACUGCUCGGACAACAGCGACGAGGAGAACUGCCCAAAAAAGACAUGUGCAACAACAGACUUUGCAUGUAAGAAUGGGCAGUGUGUCCCGGCCCGAUGGAGGUGUGAUGGAGAACCGGAGUGUCCAGAUGGUUCAGAUGAAGCAGACUCCACCUGCAGUCGGCAGACAUGUCCACCAGAGAAGUUUGACUGUGGUGGCUCGACGAGCAAAUGCGUGUCGUUAUCAUGGCGCUGUGAUGGUGAACAGGACUGUGAAAAUGGAGCAGAUGAGGAGCAGUGUGCUGCAGAAGAAAGUCGUACAGUUUUGGAACAACAUCAGGAUGCCAAGGCUUGUCCUGCUAAAGAGUUCCAGUGCCGUAACCGUCUGUGCGUGGCACCCACGUUCGUCUGCGAUGGGGAUGAUGACUGCGGCGACGGUAGCGAUGAGGAGAAGUGCACGGCAGCCACGGCCAGCACCUGCGGGCCGCACGAGUUUCGCUGUAACGACUCCGAGUGUAUCCCAGCGCCGUGGAGCUGCGACGGAGACCCCGACUGCAGAGACAAGUCAGACGAAUCUCUGGAGCGCUGCAGCCGCAGGACGGAGCCUCAAAAACCCCACUGCCAAGCGGGGGAGUUCCGGUGCAGGAGUGGGGAGUGUAUUCACCUCAACUGGAAAUGCGACGGGGAUGUAGACUGCAAGGACAAGUCUGAUGAGGCCAACUGUCCUGUGCUGACCUGCCGUCCUGAUGAGUUCCAGUGUGGCGAUGGCUCCUGCAUUCACGGCACUAAACAGUGUAACAAAGUGCACGACUGUCCAGAUUUCAGCGACGAGGCUGGCUGCAUCAACAAAACCACCAAAUGUGAAGGCCCGCUGAAGUUCAUGUGUAAGAGCGGGGAAUGUAUCGAUAGCAGUAAAGUGUGUGACAGUAUCAAGGACUGCAAGGACUGGUCUGACGAGCCUGUGAAGGAGUGUGGUCUGAAUGAAUGUGCCAUUAACAAUGGCGGCUGCUCUCACAUAUGUAAGGACCGGCAGAUCGGCUACGAGUGUGAAUGUCCUCCGGGCUACAAGCUCCUGGACAAGAAGACUUGUGGAGACAUAGACGAAUGCGAGAACCCAGAUGCCUGCAGUCAAAUAUGUAUCAACCUCAAAGGCGACUACAAAUGUGAAUGCUACGAGGGUUACGAAAUGGACCCGGUUACCAAGACGUGUAAAGCAGUGGGUAAGAGCCCAUACCUUAUGUUUACUAACCGUCAUGAGAUUCGACGCAUUGACCUUGUGAAGAAGGACUAUACACAGGUAGUGCCAACCUUGAAGAACGCCGUGGCUCUAGAUGUGGACGUGACCACCAACAAGAUGUACUGGUGUGACCUCUACCAUCGCAAGAUCUUCAGUGCGUACAUCAACAAAGCCAGCGACGCUUCUCAACAGAUCACGCUCAUAGACACUGCGCUACAUUCUCCAGAAGGCUUAGCAAUGGACUGGGUCCAUAAGAACAUCUACUGGACCGACUCUGGACACAAAACUAUCUCUGUCGCGACUGGCGAUGGAAAGAAGAGGAAGGUGUUGAUCGACACAGAGCUUGGGGAACCACGUGCCAUCGCCGUUGACCCAAGACAAGGGUUCAUGUACUGGUCAGACUGGGGAACGCAAGCGAAGAUCGAGAAAGCCGGAAUGAACGGUGUGGAUCGGCAGGUCCUGGUUUCAGAGCGGAUCGAGUGGCCCAAUGGGAUUGCGCUUGAUCUGUCUAGCAGACGACUCUACUGGGUAGAUUCCAAGCUUCAUCUGAUUUCCAGUGUGGACCUGAAUGGAGACAACCGUCGAGUUUUGCUGUCCUCCACGGAUCAUCUCGGACAUCCGUUUGCCUUGACUCUUUUUGAGGACCGGGUUUACUGGACUGAUUUGGAGGAUGAGGCCAUCUACAGUGUAAACCGGCUGACGGGGCAUGAUGUGGCAAUGCUGGCUCAACAUCUCAACAACCCACUGGAUGUGGUGGUGUUCCAUGAGCUCCGGCAGCCCCAAGCUCCAGACACAUGCAACAUGGGGAGUUUGCCCAAUGGUGGCUGUGAAUACCUGUGCCUCAGAGCUCCUCAGAUCACAGACCACUCGCCCAAGUACACGUGUGCCUGUCCCGACAACAUGGAACUGGGCCCGGACAUGCGCCGCUGUGUGACAGUCAAACCCAAAACAACAACUGCUGCAAGUACAACCACUACUACAACACCAGAACCUUUUACUACUUUGACUCCUACAACUACCACUCCAUCUACAAACACCAAAACAUCUACAACAGCCAGUACAAUCUCUACAACUACACCUAUAGCUACAGUAUUAAGUACAACCACCAUCAGCCCCACCACAACCACUCAUUCCAGCUUACAUCGUUCCACCACUGCACAAUCCACAGCCUCUUCAACCGCAGCGACCACUCAAUCCAGCACUACAGCGCCUUCGAAACAGCCAACCUCCACCCAAACGACAACAGAUCACAGACAGACAUCUACAACCAUCCACAGUAACAGCAUACAAGGGGCCAAUGGCAAUCUCUCUCAUCGUGCUGGCAGUGGAAAUGACCACUUCCUCCUUGGUAGCAAUAUAACCGUUGCGGUUCUGGGUAUAGUCAUUCCAAUAGUUCCUAUCCUUGCCACAGUGGUCAUCGGCCUGAUGUGUACCGGAGGCUACCUGGUGUGGCGCAACUGGAGAAGACGGAACACCAAGAGCAUGAACUUCGACAACCCCGUUUACCGCAAGACCACAGAGGACGACGACGACGAAAUCCACAUCGGCCGCAGCGAGCAGAUCGGCCACGUCUACCCUGCAGUGAGUGGCAGUGCCAGACAGCCAUACCUAGCACUGCCACUGGGGGGUGGUAUCCCAGACCCGGCAGCUCAUUGGUACUCAGGGGCACCUAUGCUGUCCAGCGCAAAGUGAAAAAGGAGAGGAAAGCAAUCGGAUAGGGAUAAAAGUAUGGGCGGGGCUAAGACAGCGUUCCCGUAGAGAGGGCAUUAUGCUGCCUCUUUCCUCACACGUAUUUAUACUCAUAAUUCACAGCUCAUUUUCAUCCAAAUGUAUGUUUAAUUAGUGUACGGUUUACCAUGUGAAAAUUCAUUAGUUAUCUGUGUGUGUUUCCCAUAGGCUGCGUCCAAAAUCACAUACUUGACAACUGUUAAAAUAAGUAAGAAUUUAAUAUGAACGCCCUACAUUUGCCAUGUUGUCAUUGUUGUGUGACCUCUCCCUUGGCCUCAUGGAAUAAUAAAGCAUCCAUCUGAUGCAGAACUAGUAGGUCAUCCAGGAAUUUUUCACCUAUUGUUUUGACUACUAUGAAUUCAUACGUACGCAGUAAGUAUGUGAUUUUGGAUACAGCCAGUCUUUGGUUUCUCGUGUUGUGUGUGUAAAGCUUUAAAUGCUUUCCACGUUUGAAAGCUUUGAAAUUGUGCUCUCCCAUUAUCCCAUAGUUGUUUUUUUAUGAAUUCAGUAUAACUGCUUUAGGGAUGAGCAACGUGCACCUUAAAUGACUGGACAAUCUUUUAAUAUAUUAUAAUUUAUUUAUUUAUUUAGGUGUUUUGCUGGUGAUUUAUUUAGGUGGUGAUUUAUUCACAUAUUAGCAUAACCGUCGACCUGGACUGAAAUAGUUAAAAUGGCGCUGUUGAGAGACGUUAGUCAGAUGAAGGGAUUAUAACAGUGUGAUUUGAACUUCCUGUGCUUCAGUCGGUAUGUCAAGCACAAGCAGAGAUAAAGACAUCAGUCGCGCAGCAGAAACGGGGCGGGCUGCCCCGGUGGCAUAACGGGAUUCUGUCAAGCGCCCCACACGUCGCGCUCUUCACAGUGUGUGUGUGUGAAGGAGGGAUCUGCAUAUCGGAUGUGUCUGUAUCCGUCUCCUUCUCCACAGGCCUUGUCGUUCUUUCCUAUGUGUUUAUUUUUCACGCUCUUUCUCUCAACACAUGUAACUCUGUUUUUAUCUGCUCUUCGCAGCGCGUGGCGCUCAGUCCAGACGAUGACGGGUUCCCCUGAGGGCGAUUCUUGCACUCGCUCUCUCCUUCUCCAUCCCUGAAUCCAUGCGUCCUUUAGUCCUUACCAUCGAGGAGGUUGCAUGAGACAACGCAGCAAGGCGCACAGAGCCAAAAGGACACAAGAGCACUUGCUCUCCACAGCCGAGAGCUACAAACUGGGUUUGUCUACUCGUAGUGUCUUUCCCAGCCCAUAAAACUUCAGUUGGGCAAUAAUCACUAGUUCUUAAAUUAACUACUAGCAUCAUUCCUGCUCUGUGUCAGUAGUAGUAGGUAGUGUUGUUUAAUGAUGACUAACUUCAUAGCUCAUCACGUCAGUAGUUGCUAACACUCAGUGGCUCUCCUGCUGCACUCGUGCUGUAGUUUUUUAAAUCGAAAUAGUUUUUCUUUACUGGUUAAGCUGGUUUGAGCUGAUCUAUGGCUGUUUUGCCUGGCAAAAUUUGUUGGGAGAGAAUUGUGGGCAGUCCAUCCUGAUAAGAAGGAAAAUAUGAAAUAGGAUGGAGAUGGGAUGUGAGAAAUUCGUAUUUGGAGACAUACAGCUGAGGUCAAAAGUUUACACGUCCCUUUCAGAAUCUGCAAAAUGUUAAUUAUUUUACCAAAAUAAGAGCAUCAUACAAAAUGCGUGUUAUUGUUUGUUUAGUACUGACCUAAAUAAUAUGUUUCAGAUAAAAGUUGUUUACAUAUAGUCCACAAGAGAAUUUGAUUUUAUAAAAAGUUUACAUUUAGAGUGUUUUUUUGUUGUUGUUGUUUAGUGAUAGUUGUUCAUGAGUCCCUUGUUUGCCCUGAGCAGUUAAACUGUCCACUGUUCUUCAGAAAAAUCCAUCAUCAAAAUUCUUUGGUUUUCCAGCAUUUUUGUAUGUUUGAACUCUCUCCAACAAUGACUAUACAACUAUUACAGAAGGUUCAAAUGCUCACUGAUGCUCCAGAAGGAAAACCCAUGCAUUAAGUGAUGGAGGGUGAAAACUUUUGAACAGAAUGAAGAUGUGUACAUUUUUCUUAUUUUGCCCAAAUAUCAUAUUUUUUCAUUUAGUACUGCCCUUCAGAGGCUACAGAAGACUCCCAGAAGACAAAAUAAGUUAGAUUUACCCUGAUCUUCAAAUUCAAAAAGGCUUUUGAAUGUUUUUUGAAAUGUUUUUUCCUUCUGGAGCAUCAGUGAGUGUUUGAACCUUUUGUAAUAGUUGCAUAUGAGUCCUUCAGUUGUCCCCACUGUGAAAAGAUGCAUCUCAAAAUCAUACAGUUAAUGAGGUAAGUACUAAAUAAACAAUAACAUGCAUUUUGUAUGAUUCCUAUUAUUUUGGUAAAAUAAUAAACAUUUUGCAGAUUCUAAAAGGGGGAUGUACACUUUGGACCUUAACUGUACUAAACAAAUUCCACCAUGUGGAUGUUAUGCAUUCAUAUAAUCUCACAAACAAAUAACAUCCCUGUCGAAACAAACAAUAUGCUGGUUGUUUUGAAGCAUGGCAGCUGGUUUGAGCUGGUUUAUGCUGGUCCUUAGUUGGUCAUAAGCUGGUCCUGAGCAGGAGCUAGUUGCUUAAAACCAGCUUAGCAUCAGCACAUGACCAACUAAGGACCAUCUUAAAUCAGCUCAAACCAGCUGUCGUCCUUGAAAACAUACCUAACCAGCAUAUGCUGUUGUUUUUCAACAGGGAUACCACAAAAAAUAAGAUUUACCUUGUAAAUAUGUCAGAAUCUGUCAUUUUCUGUCCUCCUGCUUACAUACUUCCAAUGCCAAGACUAGUAUACUUUGUCUUCCAUAGUCACUCGAGUCAGAUUUGACCCUUGGAAAUGAAGGGUUUCACCUCCCAACUUUGAGAGGCAAUAUUUCCAUCCAACACUGGGGCUUCCAUUUUUCUCAAGUUCCUAGGACCAGCUAAAUUCUUCCUGCCCGGCACAUUUACAACCCCCAAAACGUUUGCUCAGGACAUAAAUUGCUCUAAAAUAUUACCAGUUAUCGCUACAAUCUGUGUGGUAUGUUAUCACAAAAACGCUAAUAGAUACGGUAGGCAGGGUUUGAUAAUGGCUAAAAUGCUGUUUGUUCAUAUCUACAGUCUAGAUCGCUCCCUCUCAGAUACACACGCUCUCGCACAAACACAAACGUGUCUUUUCCGCCCCUACAUUCGUCAUGCCUCGGGUAAAACUCUUUAGCAUUUAGCAUGCUGACAACAAGACACCGCCUGCCAUAUUGGGUGGCUUAAUGGUGUGAUAGAUUAGAGUCGUAGAUCAAAGCUUUGCUCCUCUGAACAGUCAUCUGUUCAACGCGUGGCACAGGAAAUGUGGAGUGCCUGAAUAUAGGCUUCCUGUACAUAUCAGCUCUCCAACUCUCUCCAUGUGAUGAAUGAGCGCUUGGUUAUUUCUGUAUCGCUGUCAGAGGGACACUGACUGAUUGAACAAAUGUAAAAAGAGAAGGAAGAACAGGUUUUGAUCUGCCCGAUUAUGCCUGCUGAUAAAAAGCUCAAACUAGGCAUAGGUUUUUUUGUUGGUUUUAGUUAGGCUGGUCUGAAUUGAUGGUUUAAAGGGGAUCGGUAGAUUUAUAACAGUGAUUAUCAGCCUGUCCUGGUUGUGAACCACUGAUUUAAAGAUCUUAGAGACCAUCAAGGCCUUCUAAGAUUCAUCUAAACCAGCAAAAAACCUUAGGCUGGAUUAAGAUUUUCCAGCAUGGAUUAAAACUUGGCAUGUGGCGGUAUGUGUCUGUGUACUGGAGUGCAGUGUUGGUUUUGAAGAACUAGUUAUGCGAGUUGCCCUUUGUUGAAGACUGCUGAAAGUCCCUGAGACACGUAUGUUUGGUUCUGGCCCGCAUGUGGGUGGUCUCGCAUCUGGAGUGGUUCUUUGUUCUUGCCACCUUUGGCUCUUCUCUGCUGUGAUGAGGCAUCUUGUGUGCGGCUCUUGUAAAACAUCCCUUCGCAUUUCAAAGGAUCCUCCAUUAAGUCACUGUUUGUUUUCCAUUAGGAAAAGAGACAGUGUGGGAGUUUGGUUGCUCAGGCUUUUGUCUGUGAGGAUUAAAGAAGCGGCAAUUUGUAGUUGGCUUUCUGAUCAGAUGGACUUGAGAUGUCUUCACUGAAGACGUGGUUUGGAUAUAACAGGCCUUUUGUUAUCGAUAUUAUUGUUUGUUUGAUGAAUCUUCAUUCUUAACUGUUUCUCACAUCAAACUGUGUAUACAGUAUGGAAAGUAUAAAGGAUAUUCGAUUUUGUAGAUUUUUUAAAAAUGGAAGCAGUAACGUUUUAGAUGCUUUGAAUACUUUCAAUAUAUAUGAGGUUCUGAAAAUGUGAAACUUUAGUUUUUGAUUCGAAAAUCUCAGACUAGCAAUACAGGGUAAACAAACUGCUUCAUGUGCUUUUUCAGAACUGUAAUGUAAAUUAUUGUUUUAUCAUUAUUAAUGGUUUCUUCAGAUGCAUCUUGCGGGGGGCAAAAUGCUUAAACCAGCCUAAUCUAGUUUGCUGGCCUUAAAUCUGGUUUGCUGGUUUAAGGGUAUUUUUGGCACUUAUCAGCCAGUUUAGACUGGAAGACUGUCAACCAACUGAACCACCUGGACACCAAACUAAGAGACCAACUAAGACAAGAAAAAACAGCUUAAACUGGUUUUAAAUGGAUUUUAGGGACUUAUCAUUUGGUUUAGACUAGAAGACAAGCUUGUUGACCAGCCGAACUACCUGGACACCAAGCUAGGAGACCAACUAAGACUAGAAAAAAACAGACGAAACUGGUUUUAGAUGUAUUUUGGGCACUUAUCCGCUGGUUUUGACUGGAAGACAAGCUUGUUGACCGGCUGAACCAACUGGACCCCAAACUAAAAGAUCAACUGAGACCAAAAAAAAAAAAGACUAAACUAGUUUUAGAUUGGUUUUGGCCAUGUGUCAGUUGGGUAGGCUGGGAGACCAGCUUGUUGACCAGCUAAACCACCUGGACACCAAGCUACAAGACCAACUAAGACCAGAAAAAAAGCCUCAACUGUUUUUAGAUGUAUUUUAGGCACUUAUCAUCUGGUUUAGACUGGAAGACAAGCUUGUAGACCAGAUGAACCACCUGGAGACCAGACUAAGAGGCCAACUAAGACCGGAAAAAAACAACCUAAACUGGUUUUAGGCGGGUUUUGGGCACUUACUGGCUAGGUUUAGACUAGAAGACAAGCUUGUCCACCAGCUGAACCAACUGGACACCAAGCUAAGAGACCAACCAAGAGGAGAAAAAACAGCUUAAACUGGUUUUAAAUGGGUUUUAGGCACAAUUUUAAGACUGAAAAACAAGCUUGCUGACCAACUAGACAACAGACUAGGAGACCAACUAAUACCAGGGGAAAAAAACUGCCUGAAUUGGUUUUAGAUGCAUUUUGGCCACUUAUCAGCUGGUUUAGACUGGAAAACAAGCUUGUCGACCAACUAAACCACCUAGACGCCAAGCUAGACAAACUAAGAUGAAAAAAAAAAAGUCUAAGCUGGUUUUAAAUUGAUAUUUAAGCACUUAUCGUCUGGUUUAGACUGGAACAUAAGCUUGUUGACCAGCUGAACCACCUUGACACCAGACUAAGAGACCAACUAAGACCAGAAAAACAGCCUAAACUGAUUUUAAAUGUAUUUUGGGCACUAAUUGGCUAGUUUAGACUGGGAGAUAAGCUUGUUGACCAGCUGAAUCACCUGAACACCAUUCUAGGAGUCCAAGUAAGCCAGGAAAAAACAGCCUAAACUGGUUUACAUGGGUUUUAGGCUCUUGUCAGUUGGUUAGACUGGGAGACCAACAAAGACCAGAAAAAAAUCUAACUGGUUUUAAAUGCAUUUUAGGCACUUCUCGGCUCUUUUAGACUGGAAGACAAGCUUGUUGACCAACUGAACCAAAUGGACACCAAACUAGGAGACCAACUAAGUCAGUCUGUUGGGCUGGGAGACCAGCUUGUUGACCAGCUAAAUCAACCGAAAACCAACAAGCCCAGACUGGAAGACCAGUUAAGGCCAGCAAAUAAGCUUAGUCUGGUUUAAUCAGUUGUUUUUUUCCCAAAAGAGGCAUCAUGCACGUUUUUUUCUUGACCCCAAACUCAUCGUUGUUAUCAGGUGCUGCUCUAGAGUUAGCUCAAAAAAUGUUUUUAUGGGAAACUUUGUUACAUUGAGCUCUCUAGCUGUCAAGGUUUCUACAAACACAUCUCUUAGCGUAUUAGAAUUUAGUAUGUGUGGUACACAUAUUCGAUAAACACAUGUACAGUCUGGUCACAGAAGGUUCUAGAACAGGCUUUUAGACCCUUUGGAUUUUCUGCCUCUCUGUACAGUAUAUAACACAGUACUUUGUGACAGUUGUCCAUCAUUCUUACUCUAUGCAUAUGUACCGGCGAGUCCUGCCUUCCUAUAGCACUGCAGGGACUCGCCACGCUGCUCCUUCACCCCACUCCACUGUGACUAACAUUCGUAAUGUCCGUAACUCCCCGUCAUCACUGUCUACCUGUCAUCCCCAUCAGCCCAACAAGUAGGACAUUGCUUUCGAAAGGGCUACCAUUCUUUAAAAAUGGACGAUACACUGGACGAUACGCUGGAACCUCUCCUGGAACAGUGCUCCUUAGUUUGGUGGACUUGUAGAGCUGAAACCGCCGACUCUGAAUGGACGAGUCGGGUCCUCCACUUUCAUGGUAACAUUCCCGUCUGUGCUCUUUGUGACCUGUGGAAAAAAAGAAAAUGACCUCUAUUUUGGUUUUUUCCCCCUAUGAGAUCAUGUUGACAUGAUGUAUAUUACUUGAAGAACUGUUCAUUUUUUGUAUGGUUUGUAGGUGUUAAAUUUCAGGAGAGGGGGAGGAAGGAGGGCCUGUCAUUCCUGUCAUUUGAGGAAACAUGCGUCCCGGUCAUUCCAUAGCCGUUUGGAGACAUUUUGUACGCUGUUUGUUGCACAAACUUUUUCAAGAAGCCUUCUGCACUGUGUAAAUGAUUACAUAGGAUGGGGGGAAAGGGUGACCGUUGCAGUCCAAUGAGUCUGAAUCAUGAUUUGUAAAUAUGUUUUCAUACAGCAAAACUUUUGAUAAGGUUUUAAACAUUUCUUGUAAAAAAGAAGAUGUGUAUAUUAGUCUCCUGGACGAAAAGAGUGUAGACCAUACAUGGAUUUAUUUGUACUCAAGAGCACUGGAUUUCUUUACUACUUGAUUGUAACUAAAAAUUAAUAAUCUGCCAAAGUGUUUUCAAUAUUUUUUUUUUCCCUCUUCCUUUUGGUCUUAAUUUUAUUUUUUGCUUUUUAACCGUAAGCAUUGCAGAAAUAGUGUUUAAUUUGUAUUUGUACAUUUAUUUAAUAGAUAAAUUAAAUUGUAAUUCUAUUUAAUAGGUUACACUCAGUGUUGAAAAGAGAGGGUUACAGUUUAAUUUAUUGGUGCCUUGUAUGUGUUCAUGUAUAUUUUCCAAUAAUGUUAUGUUUUGUUUGCUUUUCUGCUGUCUGUGUCAGUGGGUCGGAGGUGGUGGGAAUAGGGAGGGGGUUUUAACGUUAGCAAAACUGUACUUACAUGGAAUAUCUGUACUGUAUGCCAAAAUGGUCUCACUCACGUUUCUAUGAAAUUCAAGUUGUUGAUAAAUAUCUAUAUAUUGAUAUAUUAAAUUGUUAAAAAUCUUGGUCACUCUGUCUCCUUCACUGAUUAAAUGAAAACUGUUUGUUUGUA